Penaeus monodon (black tiger shrimp) is the source of this 1041-nucleotide messenger RNA. It is a transcript of the gene Setd3, whose product is annotated as actin-histidine N-methyltransferase-like. Gene Ontology annotation, molecular function: histone H3K4 methyltransferase activity; protein-L-histidine N-tele-methyltransferase activity; histone H3K36 methyltransferase activity. NCBI's taxonomy places the organism in Eukaryota, Metazoa, Arthropoda, Malacostraca, Decapoda, Penaeidae. Gene Ontology annotation, biological process: peptidyl-lysine monomethylation; actin modification; peptidyl-lysine trimethylation. The record is from RefSeq and is a predicted model, not a curated record.
AUGGUCAGUUCUUUGGAGCAUACGGAUGACAUUUUGAUAAAGUUUCACAUGUCAGGAUGUGUAAUGAAAAUCAGAGGUCCUUUGAUAGAACGUGACCCCAUCUUACAACACAUGGGGAAUGUUUCGUUAGCACUGCACGUUCUAGGAGAAUAUGUGAACCCCCAGUCACCCUGGCAGCCAUACCUGCGCAUCCUUCCAGCCUCAUAUUCAACCACAUUGUACUUCUCUCAGGAGGAGAUCCUUGGCCUGAAGGGCUCACCAGCACUAGAGGAAGCAGUGAGACAGUUCCGGAACAUUGCGCGCCAGUACUCGUACUUCUAUCGAAUACUGCACUCGUUACCAGAGGCGAGAAGUUGGCCGAUCAAGGACUACUUCACCUUUGACGCUUAUAGAUGGGCAGUUUCAACAAUCAUGACGCGCCAGAACAGGGUGCCGACCAAAGGGGCUAGUGGCCAGCUAGCUCUCAUCCCGGCCUGGGACAUGUGCAAUCACGAGCAGGGAAUUUAUUCUACAGACUAUGACGAGGAGAAAAACUGCUGCGUGUGUUUAGCGCAGAAGGACUUCAAAAAGGGAGACCAGUUCACCAUCUAUUAUGGGAAGCGUCACAAUGUAGAACUCUUCCUACACAACGGCUUUGUUGAAAUAGGCAACGAAAACGACAGCCUCGCCAUCAAGCUGGGAGUGAGCAAGAACGACCCACUCCACGACGAGAAGGUGGCGCUCUUGGCCUCCCUGGGGCUGCCCUCCUCCGGCUCCUUCAUGCUGAUCCCGGGGCUGCAUCCCAUCUCUCCUGGCCUGCUGGCUUUCACGAGGAUCUUCUGCAUGGAGAAGGAAAUACAAGACUGGAUGCAAGAAAAGCCUGCAGUGAAGCAAGAUGUUCAAGAGAAAAGUUCUUUGGACAAGUGGAAGGGUGACGGAGAAAAGGCCAAGGGUCUGUUGCACGAGGACUGCGACGUGGGCACGACGGUCCAGGAUAAAACGUGGAGGUUCCUGCACACGCGCGUCUCCCUCCUCAUCAGGGCUUAUCCAACAACGCUCGAG